This is a messenger RNA of Danio rerio (zebrafish), 1273 nucleotides long. NCBI's taxonomy places the organism in Eukaryota, Metazoa, Chordata, Actinopteri, Cypriniformes, Danionidae. The record is from RefSeq and is a predicted model, not a curated record.
UUAGCCAAUCCGGGCCUGGUACCGUACCACUCAGUGGAAACGGGGCAUUAUUUGCCAUGGUAACUUAAACUGCUUUGCUGUACUGCUCCAGGCAGAUUAAGUUCUGGAUUAAAGAUCCCAAACCGUAUUUUAACAAGCAUUUGUUAUUCUUUUAGCAUCAAGACAGAUUUUGGAACCAAGGAGUCUCCAUAUGUCCAGUGGUUCUUGUUUGGAAUGUUACUCUCAGUCGAUAUUAUGGCUCUGACCACAGCUUGCAAGAUGGAUUUAUACAAAUUUCCUUUUGACACCCAGAUCUGCAACAUAUCAUUUCACUCUGCAGUCUAUUCAAGUAAGGAGAUGAUGAUUUUACCAUUUUCUGAAGCAAUCAACCUUACUCAUGAUUCCAAGGAUCUAUUUCAGGCCCAAGGAGAGUGGGAACUCGUCUUAAUAAAUUAUUUUAAGACUGAUGCCCCGAUUCUGGAUGAAGUUCAAGAUCUGCUGGUAUAUGAGAUCACCAUCAAGAGGAGACCUUUACUGUACGUCAUCAACAUUAUGCUACCAGUGUUUUCCUUCCUUGUGCUGGACGUGACCUCCUACUUCAUGGACGCAGACGGAGCAGACAAGCUGAGCUUUAAAGUGACUUUACUGCUGGCUAUUUCUGUGCUACUGCUGAUUCUUAAUGACAUACUGCCCUCUACAGCCGAAAAGCUUCCUCUGAUCGGGAUUUACUGCAGUGUGAUUUUCAGUCUCAUUGGGAUCAGUAUACUGGAGACCAUCUUUGUGAAUUACCUGAAGGCUAAAGGAGCUGAAAUUAGAUCAGCUGCAUUUGUGCAAAGAACAGUUGCUGUUAUUGAUCAAGAUGAUGGUGUCAGAGAAGUGCAGAUUCCUCCAGACCAGAAUGAGAUUAAGAUUUCACUUUGCUGGAUGCGAGUGGCAGAAAUGACGGACACCAUCUUCUUCAUCCUCUACAUAGUCACCAUUAUUGUGUUUCUGUCUGUGCUUGCGUCAAUUUGGGUAAAUUAACUUGUGAUGUGUGAUGAUAAUCUGUGCUUACAACACUAGCUAGGUCAGUCUAACAAAUCAUACGGUUACUAACACACAAGUAAUUCAUUGAGUUUAUUUAUUCAUUAUAGUUUGGUAAAUUCAUGGUAUUGUAAAUGGUUAGCAGAGCAGAGCAGUUAAUUGUUUAAUCGAGGUUAUUUUUUUAUUUCUUCAAAUGAAUUGUUCCUCUGAAGUGCGUGCACUAUUCUCUCCAUAUCUCUAUAACACACACAAACACACACACAAACACACA